AUGCUCGAGGCUCGUUGUCGGGUUUUGCCCUUUUCUUUUUUUUUUUACCCUCACCCCAAGAAGGGAGAGGAGGAGAGAACACAACCUGCUUCUCUACGAUGCGAAUUUUGUCUACGCGACUUUGGCAACAUUGGAGGUCUCGCCUGCCACAAAAAGUUUAAACAUCCACCUGGAACUCCAAUUCCGCCAGCAACCAUACAAGUAACGUUUCCGCGAAAUAAGAAACGCCAGCGAGAUCCGUCGCCAUCACCAGAGCGUGAGGACAGAGAAAAAGUCCAAUGCGGAGUAUGCCAGAAGUUCUACGCCCACCUAGACUCCCUCGUAAUACACUGCAGA
Trypanosoma theileri is the source of this 336-nucleotide messenger RNA. RefSeq lists its product as uncharacterized. The record is from RefSeq and is a predicted model, not a curated record. The transcript has a single exon. The annotation marks the transcript as partial. NCBI's taxonomy places the organism in Eukaryota, Euglenozoa, Kinetoplastea, Trypanosomatida, Trypanosomatidae.